AUGGCCCAAUUCCACUAUGAGUUCCGCACAUCCCGCACAAUCGACUACGCCAUCCUCACAGGCGCGGCAUGUCUCUCGACAUAUUGGUACCUACGACCUAUUCUGAACCCAGGUGAUCCCGUAAAACCGAGAAGAGUCAUUCGCUCCAAGGCCAGAGACGCAGCGGAGUUGGCGUUGACAGACACACCGUCAGGCUCGUCAGGCUGCCGUAGGAAAUUGGACCUUCCAUACCCCCCGGAUGUAUUUCCUGGUGGACGCACUGUAGAAACCGCGUACGGCAUAAUAAAAGUAUUUGAAUGGGGGCCAGAGCAUGGUGAAAAGGUGCUUUUGCUGCAUGGAAUUGGUACGCCGUGUGUUGCGUUGGGAGACAUGGCCAAGGAAUUUGUGAGGAAAGGGUGUAGGGUGAUGCUAUUUGACCUAUUCGGCCGAGGAUACUCAGAUUCACCAAGUGAUCUCCUCUACGACGACCGCCUCUACACAACGCAGAUCCUCCUCGCCCUCGCCUCAUCGCCCAUCCCAUGGACCGGCUCAUCCGCCUUCCACAUAGUAGGCUAUUCCCUCGGCGGUGCUCUCAGCGCCUCCUUCGCCGCCUACCACCCCAAUCUCCUGCGCUCCGCAACCCUCAUCUGCCCAGGCGGACUCGUCCGCCCAUCCCACGUCAGUCUCAAGUCCCGCAUCCUCUACUCGGAGGGCCUUCUCCCCUCGUGGCUCAUAAACCGCCUGGCCAGACACCGGCUGGAACCUCAACCCGGCACGGCAAGCGCAGAUGUGCCCGACCCGAGUGGCGAGGGCGACGACUUGCAAGACGUCGACUUUGACCAGGUGCCCGUUUGUGCGGAGGAUGCCACCGGCCCUAAAGUAGGCGAUGUGGUGAAGUGGCAGUUGAGAAAUAACGAGGGUUUCGUGCCUGCGUAUAUGAGCACGAUUAGAAAUGCCCCUAUUUAUGGACAGCAUGAGGGGGUGUGGAGGCGUCUGAGUGAGCAGCUUGCGUUGAGGAGGCAAGAUGGCAGGAUACCUGGUUUGGAAGGGGGGAGAAUAUGCUUGAUUCUCGCUGAGAGGGAUCCGAUCGUGGUCAAGGAGGAGUGGAUUGCGGAUUCGUUUACCGUGCUGGGCGAGGAUGCUGUGGAUAUUAGAGUCCUUAAGGGCGGUCAUGAGAUUGCUAUUUCGAAGGGGAGGGAGGUCGCUAAUGUUGCUAUGGCGGCUUGGAGACGGCAAUAG
Messenger RNA from Pochonia chlamydosporia 170, 1218 nucleotides. Its product is annotated as alpha/beta hydrolase. The transcript is spliced from 2 exons. Gene Ontology annotation, biological process: regulation of lipid storage. The record is from RefSeq and is a predicted model, not a curated record. Bases 1 to 1218 code for a protein of 405 amino acids. Gene Ontology annotation, cellular component: endoplasmic reticulum. Lineage: Eukaryota; Fungi; Ascomycota; Sordariomycetes; Hypocreales; Clavicipitaceae.